This is a messenger RNA of Didymodactylos carnosus, 306 nucleotides long. The record is from the annotation of a GenBank genome assembly. NCBI's taxonomy places the organism in Eukaryota, Metazoa, Rotifera, Eurotatoria, Philodinida, Philodinidae.
AUGGUUGAAUAUCUUGCCGAUACAGUAAAACUUAUGGUAAGCGGACAGAAGGUUGAUUAUGACGAAGAAACAACCAUAGACUUUGCUGCAUUUACAGACGAAGAAGAUAGUGAGGAAGAAGAGCAGCAUGAAGACGAAGAAAUGGACGAGGACUGGACGAACAAAGCAAUUCAUCAUAGAUUUAGAACAAUUCCAAACAGACAUUAUAUUCCUCAUUUCCGAAAAUAUCUUGAGCAUCAUGGAACUAAAAGACAAAAAGCACAAAAUCUGGACGAGCUACUUUACACAAAGUUAAUUGAUGCAUGA